AUGAAACGUAUUUUUAGUAUUUUUUUACCCCGAUUACCUAUUAACAGACUAGCAUUUAUUGGUUUACUAACUACAGAGCCUGAUUAUGAUCAGGUAGUAAAAUCCAGUGACGACUUGGAUGAAGAACCUAAAACCGGGGUAGAUGGACUUCGCCGAGUGUUUUUACCAGGAAAAUACGGAGAGCUGUCUGCAGAAUUUACAACACUUAUUCAUAUGUCAUCUGCCAGCAUCUUCUUAGGAGCAGGUUUUGGUGCUCUGAGGCAAGCGCGUACUACUUUUCUUAAUUUUAUUGAAACUAAUGAUGCGACCAAGUUUCAAAAUCAUCUGGAAGCUAAACGUCAAUUGCAACACCGGGUUACACUGGCUAUGGGUACAGGAGCCGCGAAAUGGGGCUACCGAAUUGGAAUGUUCUCCACUAUUUUUUUAACAACUAGUACAGCAGUAGCUGCGUGGAGAGGGGAAGAUGGAGUCCUGGAAUACGUUAUUGCUGGUAUGACCGCUGGUGGACUGUUCAAAGUCAAUAUGGGAGUCAAAGGAUUUAUAGCUGGAUCGCUAAUUGGUGCUUUUGUGGGUUCAAUAACUGGAUUAUUUUUCGAUGGACUUUUUUGGAUUUCUGGCACAUCGAUGAAAUCAUUACAAGAAACCCAGAAAAAAAUUGCAGAAUUACGUGAAGAUGGAAUGCGCAAACAAAGAGACGAAUAUCUUAAUAAAGAGUACGGUGAAGUACGAAACAUUGUUAUUGGCCAAGAAAACAAGAGCGAAGGCACAUAA
This is a messenger RNA of Cotesia congregata, 771 nucleotides long. NCBI's taxonomy places the organism in Eukaryota, Metazoa, Arthropoda, Insecta, Hymenoptera, Braconidae. The record is from the annotation of a GenBank genome assembly.